GCGUAGCUUUGAAGCCACUAUUCCUUGACGACACCCUUGUUAUCUGUCCGUCGUCUGCUUCGAUGACUACAUGCUAACUACAAAAGCCAUACGUAAAACAUUCUUACCCCCGCUUCUGGGUGGAGCAGAGCACCGGUUGCUUGAGCGGUUGAGUCUGCGAAGAAAUGUUCUGCGAUGGACCAACCAUCGACCAUAUUCAAGUCGACCUCAACCACCUCCUAGUCCAUUCGGUGGGAAAGACACUCCAUUACAUAAAAGACUAGCAAGAGCAUGGACGGAGACACCCACCAAGUGGUACCCUCUUCCUCUUGCUGCUGGAGCGCUGCUGCUUCUUAUUAUGCAAUAUCACAAAAGACACGGAGGACACGAAGUCCACGUCGAUGAGUAUGGUAAUCAGGUCAUCAAGUUGAAGGGCCCAUGGCAUGUGAGUCCGUGGUGUUAUCAUCUGUCCUUCCCAAAGCUGUGUACGUUAUUGGAGCACUUCCACUCCGAAACAUGUCACGUCUAUGGGGAUACUUCAAUUCGCUAGAACUACCCGUUUGGUUCCGCCCGUUUGGCUUCCGUUUCUAUGCAUGGAUAUUUGGAUGUAAUUUAGAUGAAAUUGAUCCGCUAGACCUCACAGCGUAUAAAAGCCUGGGCGACUUCUUCUACCGGAAACUCAAGGACGGAGCCAGACCAACUGCUGAUACGGUUCUGGUUAGUCCUGCAGACGGUCGUAUAUUGCACUUCGGCACUGUAGUAGGCAGGCGCGUUGAGCAAGUGAAAGGAAGUACAUACUCCCUAGAUGCACUCUUAGGAAUCGGAACCCCUACUUUACCUCCCGGGACGCCUGUCGUUUUCCCAACACGCACCCUUGACGAGGUCGAGGACAAGCACUUCGCUGAUAUCAAUGGAAUUGAGUACACCCUAAACGAAUUGUUGGGUUCUGGUACGCCUACGACACCUGCAGACUCUGCGGUGGAUAACGCUCCUUCAGACGGCUCUUCCAAGGAUGUACCCCAGCCUUCAGACGACCUCAAGUCUAAGGACGAUUUGAAAGCUACAGAAACAGUGGCAACGAAGUUCGGUGAACCUAUAGAUGCGACCAUACCGGAGGAAGCGUCAUAUGAACCGGAAACCGUUGCAAGACAUGCGUCCGUCGCGGCGGAGAUGGGUGUUCGGCCCUCGUUGGAGAGAAGACCUAGCGCGAAUGCAAUGGAUGUCAGACCAGGAAACACGCUGUUUUUCGCCGUGAUCUAUCUUGCUCCGGGGGACUACCAUCGCUUCCACAGUGCCGCCGCUUGGGUUGUAGAGAGGCGGAGGCACUUCAUCGGCGACUUGUUCUCUGUAUCUCCUUGGAUGGCUAGACGUCUGGAGAAUCUCUUUGUUCUCAAUGAACGUGUGGCGCUACUUGGACGUUGGCAACAUGGAUUCUUCAGUAUGAUUCCUGUAGGUGCCACCAACGUGGGUAGCAUUCGAAUCAAUUUCGAUCAGGAUCUUCGAACAAAUGAUCCUUCACACCGGAAGCAUCCUCUUGGAACCUACAUGGAAGCAGUGUACCACCACGCCUCACCCAUCCUCAACGGUCAGCCCCUUUCGAAAGGUCAAGAGAUGGGCGGCUUCUGUCUUGGUAGCACUGUUGUCCUGGUUUUCGAAGCGCCGCAUGACUUCCAGUUCAUUAUCAGAGAGGGACAGAAGGUCAAAGUUGGUGAGGCUAUGGGGGAUGUCGCCACCAAACUUGGAGUGCAGAAGCUCAAGCAGCAGCAGUAAUUGUGAAUUAGAGGAAAUUAGAGGCGACGGGGAGGUUGAUUAAAGCAGUGGUAAUGUACAGUUCUCAAAUAACCAUGAUAUACUCUACUCUAUGCUCAAGCGUUGAGCCGGAGGGAAGAGACAUUUUUUUUCACAUCUCUAAGUCUCACCCUUACGUCUCCUGGUCUUAGGCCGCACAAUAUCAUGCUCCGAACCAUCCUGAUCAUUAUUCAUCCUUUUUCGUUUGCCAGGUUUCCCUGUUUCGAUAGAAUUCAGUCUGUCCUUGACCACUUUCCUCACUCGCGUCGACCUUCGCACCAGUUUCACAACUUCCUCCUCCUCCUCAGCCUCGGGUGGGAACGUUAUGGGGUAUUGCGUGACGGUUGCCGGAGCCUCAGAUUCAUCCUCGGUGAUAAUCUCAGUACCUUGGGAGCCCUCCCGUGCCGGUCUGUCCAUGGCUCGGUAUCGACAUCUCAUCAUAUAGUCCUCCCACUCCUGUGUUGUGUUGUAUGGGAACAUAUUCGGGACUGUGUCAUUCUCGAGCCAUCCGUCUUCGGAUAACGCAUCGUCGAAUAUUUCGACGAGGUUUUUGGGAUUGGAAAAAAACUCGUGGUGACUUUUGGAUUCCUGGACGUAAUCUGGUUUGUGUUCAUCAUUCUUUCUGAUUACACCAUAUAAAUAACCAAAAAGAUCCCUG
Somion occarium is the source of this 2425-nucleotide messenger RNA. The record is from the annotation of a GenBank genome assembly. NCBI's taxonomy places the organism in Eukaryota, Fungi, Basidiomycota, Agaricomycetes, Polyporales, Cerrenaceae.